GUGUAAUUAAUGGCGGACCGACCGCAUUGUCCGAGUUUGAUCACUUAUAAAUUGAAAGAUUUCUGCUGUCUCUUAGUUUCUCACUAGGCUUAGUCUUGAUGAUGAAGGACAGCACAAUGUCGGUUGCAGACACAGAAGAUUUCAUUCCAACUCAGGAGUCGAGCCCUACUGAUGAUGAACAUGAAGAACAAGAAGAAGAAGAAGAGACUGAGAACAGCCCGUUUGUCAACAUGCAAACGGAGCUUCACUGUAAAGGUGCUGUGCUCACAAGGGCAUGGUCAGACUUGUUUAGUUUCAUCACAAAAUAUCAAGCUGAACUGGUGGUGAAAGAAAAUUCUGUUGAAAUAGCGGAGAAAGAAAUCAAAGAGCGAAAGAGACAAUUGGAAGAAAUGAAACCAGUGGUUGACGCUGGUAACGAAGAGGUUUCUAAAUUACAAGAUGAGAUUCGAACAAAAGAAAGACUUCUGAGCAAAGCACAAUCACAACUUUCUGUCAAGGAAAGAAUGUUACAACGGGUACAAUCAGACUUGUCUGGUAAUAUGGAAAUGUUAGAAAAAUCUCGAAGUGAACUUUUAAGUAAGCAAAAUGACGUUAUUCGAUAUAGAGGUGAUUUAGAACGGCUGAGAUCAGAAUUGACAAUAUCGCGAGAACAAAUUCAAAUCAAAGAUAAUCUACUUAAAAAGCUACAAAAUCAACUCAUGAAGGAGAAUUUAGAGUUAAAGGAACAGUUGGAGCUUGAACGACGAUCCCAUGAAUUGGAGAAACGGUCACAUGAAUUGACAAAAAGGAGUAUGAUGUCACAGAUGCAGAAUGAAAAUAGGAAAAGACCGAGAACUGGUCCUUCUCCUGCUGCUGUGAUUGAAAUCCCCGACUCGCCUCCCACACUCGACCUCUCCAAUGAACAUGAUUUUGGAUUGUCGAACAUCAUCUCGAUGACUGAAUCGCAAUCGACAGAACAAGACACAUAUUCUCAGAGAAGAUUUGCCAGCCCCUCACCGUCUUUCAGUGAUACUUCCAGCCGAUUGCAUCACCUUCCUCCCUCUGAUGCUUCGUCUCAAGUUGGUUUUACAACUCCUCAAAAAGCUGCACCUUCACCUUCCAAGUAUCUUGUGUCACCGUCUAUGACUCCACCGAGAACUAUGUCAAGUAUUAGUGAACACGUCUCUCAAAGAGAUACUGCCAUGACAUCUAGUGAUACGUUUUUCCCCCUCAGUGUUUCUGCUUCAGAGGACUUGAAACCUGACAUUGACAGUUUGCAAUAUAUGGACAGUGACACUAGUAAUCAAGGGCCUGUGCCAAUAUCUGGCCCAAUGCCUGUGAUAAAACCUGGGACUCCCAGUUCAGGAACAAGUGAUAGUAGUCAAGGCCCAGUGCCGGUAUCGGGGCCGAUUCCUAGUUCAGCAGGGAUGUCACCAGGUGGCAGCAUGGAAGGCGGAGAUGGAAAGAUUACCUUGCCAAGGUGCCAUUUGUGUAGUUACUUCGGAACUUCUGGUAACUUGAGGGUGCACAUGAGAAGGCAUACAGGAGUUCGACCAUAUAUUUGCCCAACUUGUGGCAAGACAUUUGCCCAUAGUAAUGCGCUUCGACGGCACAAAUUUAUUCAUACUAAAUUUGAAAUAUGAGUGUCCAAAUAGUCAGUCAGAAUCUGAUGAGGACAGUACUGUCAAACAAUUUGUUUUGGCCUUAACAAUCCAUGACGAUUCCUUUGAAUGCUAUUUACAAAUUGGAUGUGAAAGGUUUCCUGGUAUUUGUCAUGAAAAAAUAGGAGUUACUGCUGCAAAUGUGUGUUUCCAGAAGGAACUGGCUUGUAUAGACAGUGGUUAUCAGUUACAGGUGUUGAUAAAUCUUCAUGUGAACAUAUUUUGGCCUCUCAAACAAAUUGUUUUCGACCUCCCGCUUCUGAUACUUGCAGAGAUUCCGAGGAGUUGGAAGCCCACUUCAAAAUCUCCAACACUCGGGCAGUGCGCCACCGUCUUUAUACUGCAAGCCAGUCGAGUUUCCAGUGUGCCCAUCAUGUAAAAUAACUAAAAUAAACAGUAUGGCUAAAAAAUCUUUCUUAGACACCUCUACAAUCGUCUCCUUCUUUCUUGCAGUUUCCAUGGCAACCGCACAGUUAUACCAUGACUUUCCCAAGGGCGGGGAACAUAGCGAAUCCAACCCAACUGCAAGGACCUAAACCCCACCAAUGCUCGGUCUGUCAGCGCUCCUUCUCGGAUAAGUCUAAUCUGCGGCGGCAUUUUAAAGGAACUCAUUUAAACGAGAAGCCAUUUGGUUGUACGAAAUGUGGAAUGAGAUUCACCCAGAAACAGAAUCUUCUGGUGCACUUGAUGAGGGUGCGGAAGUGCCAAGAUGGCACAAGAAACCUGCAGUUACAAAGUCCAGAUGAUGCUUUCUGACCAUAGGCAUGGAAUGGUCAUGGCAAAGUUACCAUUCAAAUUGACUGAGCAUUUCAACCUAGGUUUUCUUUCUCAGAAAUUGCAUCUGUUAACCUCUGGGAUCAGUUGUAGAGAAGAGACUACUACUUGUAGACUUGUUGCACUGGUGGGCAAGAUAAUGAUCAACUUGAACUCUAAUAAUAGCAAUACAGGUGAUACAUGUAGGGUUAUAAUAUAUAGGUAUCCACGUUGUCAUUGUGUAUUUUGGGAUGAACCUUCAUUUUGAUUUGUAUGAAGUGAAUGUAUGGAGUACUUGCCAUGCUUCUUCGCUAGUACUGCUGAAUAUGCACUGACAAAGGCUGCACUUCGUGAAUACAGGAUACUUCAAUUCAUUCAACUGACUGUAUCUUGUAUUGUUUCAAGUUUUCAGUAGUCAAUCUGUCUUCUCAAAUGUUUGUCAUUUCAGGUCAAUCCAUUCAGGAAUUCAGUUCCUCUUUUCAUUGUUAGGCUUCAUGGCCCAGACUUAGCCCUUGUAUUUUCUCUUUGUCGUUUCUUCAGUUUAUUGAAGUCACAUUCUAUUCCAGUGUUGACAGAAAUCUCUAAAGAGCAAUUCAAAUCU
Lineus longissimus is the source of this 2994-nucleotide messenger RNA. RefSeq names its product zinc finger protein 263-like. Bases 99 to 1622 code for a protein of 507 amino acids. Gene Ontology annotation, cellular component: chromatin; transcription regulator complex; nucleus. Lineage: Eukaryota; Metazoa; Nemertea; Pilidiophora; Heteronemertea; Lineidae. Gene Ontology annotation, biological process: embryo development; regulation of transcription by RNA polymerase II; urogenital system development. Gene Ontology annotation, molecular function: RNA polymerase II cis-regulatory region sequence-specific DNA binding; DNA-binding transcription factor activity, RNA polymerase II-specific. The record is from RefSeq and is a predicted model, not a curated record. The transcript has 4 exons.